GCGAUCGGAGAGCUCAGUAGCCUGCACGACUUCGCGUUGUGCGGACAUACGAGUACAUACUCGAACGUGAUCGUAAAACUUAUUCGUAACAAAUAAAAAAAAAAAAAAAAAAAAAAAAAAAAAAGAGAAAAAGAAGAAAAAAAAAACAGAAAAGAAAAAAAAAAGAAAAAAUAACUGAACUUUUACGACGAGCACUACUGUUCUCGACCGAGAACGCGAUCUUCGUGGUGGAUUACGUGGCAUCGAUCGACUCGAUCAUAUCGAUCUUUUUUUUAAUUAAUUACUACUUCAACAAUUUGAAGUAAUAUAUACAUAUACAUAUAUAUAUAUAUAUAUUACUUUACAAUCCUCAUAUAUCCAUCUUGGAAGAAUCUUAGUCUCGAAUUUAUUUUUAAAAAAUACCAACGAUCAAUUUUAUUUCAACGCGAAACGUUACAGAACGUGAAUGAACUUUAUGGAAUGCGUUGAAGGAUUUAGAGAAAAGAGAGGGGAGAAAAAGAAAGAGAAAAAGAGAGAAAGAAAACUAAUCUUCCUUGAAAUGACGUAAAUAAGAAAUUAUCCAUUUUACGAAAUUCUUCGCUCGAUUAUCCGGAUAUCAUGGAGAAGAAAUAAAUAAUAAGAAGAAGAAGAAGAAAAGGAGAGAGAGAAAGAGAGGGAAAAAAAGAUAAAGAGAGAAAAAGAACGAUCUUGGAGCUGUCAGAAAACAUUGAAGGAAGAAGGUACUUAGUACUAGUCUUACGUUUGCAAGGUCCGCUCGCGCGGACGAGUUAUGCAAUUACAUUUGUAAUGGACCAACGCUGAACGUCGACGGUACCAGCAAUUCGUGAUUAUGAAAGGAGAAUCGAUUAUUGAGAAUGAUAAUAAAACUCGAUCGAAUUGAGAUAUAAGAUUAUUCGAUAAUUUUAUUCAUGAACUGUUGACGAACAAAAAUACGAAGUACGAAGGUACUAAAAAAAGAAAAAGCAAAAAAAUAAAAAAAUAAAAAAAAAAAAAAUAAGAAAAGAAGAAAGAAAAAAGAAAGAACGAAGACAAUGAUGUUGAUCAAGAGUUUCUUUCGGCGUAUCGCCAAAGAUUUUCGGCACAAAGAAUUGCUACCUCUCAAAUUGAUAUUUUUCGUUCAAGCAUCGACGCUCUACGUACUUUAUCCUUAUCUGACGAUUCACAUGAGAGAAUUAGGUAUAAAUGUAGAAGAAACAGCCAUAAUGAGUGCCGUUACACCUAUCGCAGCUAUAGUGAUGCCACCAUUGGCUGGGAUGUUUGCCGAUCGAGUUGGAAAUUUUCGGAUAUUGUUAUCAUUCUUUUCUUCUCUUGGCGGUGUAGCAGCGUUACUUCUCUUACUCGUUCCAAUAGGCAGAGUUACAGUCGAAUUUCCAGAGAGAGUUAUAAUGGACGCGAGUUGUGCAAGUAAAAAUGGCGAGCUCAUAUAUUCGAUGAGUCAAAGUCACCCUUGCGAAACGGAUUUGAGCUCAGAGAUUGCUACGAAGAUAGAGAGCUGUGGCAUAAAGACGUGUUUUAGGUAUGCCUGUCACAUAGACGAACAGAAUGAAACCAAUUCGCAAGCCCUAUUAACUUCGAGAUUGUAUACGAUUAUGAGUUACGAUUUUAAAAUGGGUGCCAAUGAUUCGUUCAAGUAUACUGCCUCUUUGAAUAACAUCCCACAGGACAUCGGUCAAAUACAGGACAUGAGAAUAAAUCGUAAAUUGAAAAACAAUGAAUUCUUUAAAACGUCGGUUCGUCGUUUGUCAAAGAACACUUAUUUCUUCCCAACAAAUUCACUUUACGAAUUCUCUUGCAGUCCGUCGACUUUUCUCGAGAAUUUUGACUCCGUCAAAGUUUACGAAAAUCGAACCCUAUGUACUUUCGGACAAUUCAUUGAUUCGUCCAAUGAGAAAAUCGAUCGAACUAUGAACAGACAAUCCUAUUUAUCGAAAUUAAAUAAAUUGGAAACGACGGAGGAGGACAUAGAAGAGGAACGACAAAAAUUUAUCGCAGAGAAAGUAUCCUGGAAUGGUGAAAUUUUUGAGAAAGUAAUUUGUAAAAAUUUUAACGAAGAUGAUCAAACGAUCGUUGUAAAAGUUCCACUCCUUGAUUAUGCCCAAAGUCCAGAGCCAUAUCAAAUACUCGAUAUUGAGAAUUGUGUUAAAAAAUGUAUCGUUACAAUGCCCCGAAAGGAAGUAUGUUUGAACAUGGAUAUGCAAGUCGAGUAUAACAUUACAUUGACGUUCUGGUUAUACCUGGUGAUUAGAGUAUUUAUUGGAAUCAUCGGUGGAACCACCUUCGCCAUGUUCGAAGGUGCAGUUAUUGCAAUAUUGAGAGAACAGGAGGCGGAUUACGGUCUUCAAAGAAUUUACGGAAGUAUCGGUGGUAUGAUUUCGUCUCCGUUGUCUGGUCUUUUGAUAGAUUAUGCCAGUAGGGAUAAAGGAUACACGGACUUUAGACCAGCAUUUUAUUUAUACGCUGCAUUGAAAUUGAUAUCGGGUUUCCUUAUGUUAGCUAUUAAUUUGGAAUUCAAAUCACCUGCGACUAAUGUUGUCAGCGACGUUCUCACAGUUCUUAAGAACGUCGAAGUGGUUGCUCUUUUCAUAGCAUGUUUUAUUCUCGGGACCGCUUGGGGAUACAUCGAGUCUUUCCUCUUUUGGUUGAUCCAGGAUUUAGGAGGUUCCAGAUCACUCAUGGGAAUUACUAUAACGGUCGGUGGUAUAGCAGGAAUUCCUUUGCUCGUUCUUUCUGGACCAAUCAUAUCGAAGAUCGGCCAUGCUAAUGUCCUUUUCAUCGGUUUUAUUUUUUACGCUGUUAGGCUUUGUGGUUACUCUUUGAUUUACAAUCCUUGGCUUACAUUGAUCUUCGAGGCUCUCGAAUCAGUUACAUCGUCUCUCAGUUUCACGGCAGCUGUUACUUACGCAGCAAAAUUAUCUACCUCUACAACGGACACCUCGAUACAGGGAUUACUCGGUGGACUUUAUUAUGGAGUUGGUAAAGGUUCUGGUAGUUUGGUCGGUGGUUAUCUGAUGAAAGCAUUCGGUACCAGACCGACGUAUCAGAUCUUCGCUGUGAUCUCCUUAGUGACCGGUUUAAUAUACUUCUUCUUCAAUGCGUUGUAUUUGAAGAAAAGGCCUCAAGUCGAAGGGAACGACAUUGUAAAGAAAAAACCAAAGACGAUGACGGAGAAUCAGAAUGGUCUUGAUCGUGGUAUCGUUGAGAUCGCUUUGGACGAAAAGAAUCAGCAUCGAACGGACAAUGAAAAGGAGAAGAAAUCGAUCGAUGCGCUUGGAAUCGACAACGAGAAUUUUGUCAUGGAAAAGGAUAUCUCCCCGAAGGAUCUCGAGGCUAUUAAAAAUGCGAAAAAUCUCGAAGCUAUUGAAAAAUCAUCGAUUACGACUAAUCAAGAGAAAAUCGAGGGACAAAAUGGAUUGGUCAAUCCUAAUUUUAUAGAGGGCCAAGAGGAUGAGGAUUGUAAUAUUACGAUAGAGAUACGACCGGACAUUUAAAAUAUAUAUAAGUUCCUUUCGAAGAUCUCUGAAUAAUUUACGAAGAAGGAAAGAACGAUUAAUUAAAAAGGGAAGGAAGAAUGUGCGAACCCUUUUUAUUCUUAAUUAUCCGAUCGUGUGUCCUUUAGAGAAACGUAUACAUAUAUUUUUUCUUUCUCCUUUCUUCUUCCCCCUUUUUUUCUACAAAUUUCCGUAACAAUUUCAUAAUCGUUCCGUAUAUACGAAUUGUUAUAACGAUGAUUAUCAUUUAAUGAUAAAUAAGAUUUCGAUAGUAUGUAAAUUAUAUAGUUAAUGUUUUUUGUAUAUAAAAGUUGUAUAGUUAAUGUACGUUGUAAAUAUUGUUCUUGGCAGGAGACAUGGCAAACUUUACCUUUUAUAUAUAUAUAUAUACACACAUACAUAAAUGUGUGUGUGUGUGUAUGUAUAUAUACAUAGUACACACACACACACGCACACACAUUUUUUUUCUGUACGAUAAUAUGCUUAAUAGAUAGAUAUGUUUCAUUAGAAAUGGAUGAUGAGUUUUCUAUGAAAACAAUAAUCCUGUAAACCAUAUAAAUAUAAAUGAUUACUUAUUA
Molecule: messenger RNA, 4066 nt
Organism: Vespa velutina
Lineage: Eukaryota; Metazoa; Arthropoda; Insecta; Hymenoptera; Vespidae
Exons: 13
Coding region: 1032-3488 (818 amino acids)
Cellular component (GO): membrane
Source: RefSeq, a predicted model, not a curated record